Molecule: messenger RNA, 552 nt
Organism: Penicillium longicatenatum
Lineage: Eukaryota; Fungi; Ascomycota; Eurotiomycetes; Eurotiales; Aspergillaceae
Product: mitochondrial pyruvate carrier family protein
Exons: 4
Coding region: 1-552 (183 amino acids)
Biological process (GO): pyruvate import into mitochondria
Cellular component (GO): mitochondrial inner membrane
Molecular function (GO): pyruvate transmembrane transporter activity
Source: RefSeq, a predicted model, not a curated record
AUGUCGUCUCGUGUGGGAUUCCGCUUCCUCAACAACACUCGCUUUGCUUUCCGCAAUGCCACUGGUCCCUUCCGCCGGCAGGCCGGUCAGGGCUUCCGUUUCCAGAGCUCCGAGGCCGGCGCCGCGGAGCAGCAGAGCUUCUUCCAGCGCAUGUGGAACAGCCCUGUUGGUGUGAAGACUGUGCACUUCUGGGCCCCUAUGAUGAAGUGGGCUCUGGUCAUCGCUGGUAUCUCCGACUUCAACCGCCCGGCUGAGAAGCUGUCUCUUACCCAGAACGGUGCUCUGAUGGCUACCGGUGCUAUCUGGACCCGCUGGUGCUUGAUUAUCAAGCCCCGUAACGUCCUGCUUGCCGCUGUCAACUUCUUCCUCGGAUGUGUUGGUGUUGUCCAGGUCACCCGUAUUUACAACUACCGCCGCAGCCUCGAUGGCUCCGCUACGGAGGCCGUCAAGGAUCUCGAGAACGAGGCCGCCGAUUCCGUCAAGAGUGUCGCUUCUGCCGUUGAGGGUGCCGCCGAGGGUGCCGUGAAGACUGUUGAGAAGAAGGCGAACUAG